CAACUUGGAUGGAUUGGUUGGGAAGGGACAAAGGUCAAAGUUGAGGUUCCUAUAGGGAGGGAAUCUUUGUGCUUAUGGGGUUUCCUUGGUUGGGGACUCUCUUGGGACCUUCCCUCUCAUCCCUCUCUUCCUAUCCCAACCUUUCUCUUGCUCCUUCAAAUUCCUUGUGAGAUUCUUGAACUUUGAUUGAACCUUUUGAGAUUGAGUUAAGUUCUCCUCCUACAGCUUACCCCCUAAUGCGUCGAAAGCCAUAGCGUCGCGAAUACUUCAUCAAUCAACGUGAUUCAAAUUGGGAACGGUAGCUGAGAUUAAGAGCUACAACAUAUCCAAGUUUCGCGACAUUCCAACGGCUAGUUUUUCGUCGACGUUGUUUCUUGUGAAGACGACUUUUCUGUCCAGAAUUUCGGAUUUAUAUUUUGAGUAAUUCUAGUUCCUAAGUUCACCUAGACUCCGUCCUUAAUCCUAACAAGUGGUAUCAGAGCUGUAUUAAGGACGUUGAGAGGAGUCUACAGAAGUGUGAAGACCCUUCUAGACCCACCAUGGCCUGUGGGUGUGCCUAAGUGGUGUUCUAAAGGUUGGAUGUGUCUUCCGCUAAGGGAAACUCUGCCGAAAUUUCGUGGACGCCGACACUUGUGAAAAUAUCGAGGGAGCUGAGUGUGGACAGCAAAGAGGGGCUGAAAUUCGUCAUUUCUCAAGGAGAAGAUGAAUGAGAGAGGAGGAGAUGCUAAUGGAAGAGGAGCUGUAGCUGAGAAGACAAGUGAGCCGCCGCCAUCAAAAGUUGAAGCUUUGGAUGGCUCCAACUAUGAGGAAUGGAGCGGACGGAUGAGAAGUGCCUUCAAACGCUACAAGCUACUGAAGAUUGCUGUUGGGGAAGAGAAGAUGCCGGAAGAAGGCGAAGCACGUGAACGGUGGAUUGAGAAAAGCACGGUGCUUUUCGACCUCAUUCUUCAAUCGGUCAACAAGGAGAUGUUCGAGCACAUCAAGGAUCUUGUGGAAGCGGAUGAUUCGGGUCCAAGGGCGUGGAAACUACUACGUGAUGUGGUAAAACCCCCUGGGAAGAUCAAGUAUGUGGCAGCAGCGUCAGGUGCUUUGCUCCCCGUGAUUGGUGUUGGGAAUGCCAAGGUUAAGGGAGCUAAUGGGGAGCUUGUGGGGCUUGGGAAUGUUCUGCUGGUUAAAGGCUUGUCUGCUAACCUUCUCUCUGUGCGGCGACUGCAGAAGAGUAAGGCCGAAGUGACCUUUGGACCAACCAGCUGCCGUGCUAAGCUUGGGAAGAAGGUGCUGUGGAGUCUGGAAGAGGAGACCAGCUGCAUCAAGGACCUGUGGCAGCUGCCCAUCAUCCCUUGGAAUGGGAAGACUCCAACAGCAGCAACGGCAGCAGCGGCAAAGGCAACAGCAGGAGGAGAUGCAACUGCACCAACUGAUGGGGUCCUGGAAGCAGUCAAGAAAGUGCAGAAGCAGCAGACACAUGGUGAGGUGCUUGCUGGUGUGGAUGCGAGUGCGGCAUGGGCUAAGGCUUCAUCAAGGAGUGGAGAGGCCGAUUGGGAGACAUGGCAUGAGAGGUUGUGUCAUGUGAACUUCCCUAUGCUGCAGAAGUUGGUGAAGAAUGGGAGCCUGAAGGGCUUGGAGGUGAAAGGGGAAGUGAAGGAGAUUGGGAGCUACCCUACAUGCUUGGAGACCAAGUUCUCCAAGUUCCCCUUCAACAGUGCAACAGGACCAGCCAAGACCCCACUUGCACUUGUGCACAUGGAUGUGGUGGGGCCCACAAGAGCCCCUUCCCUCUCAGGCAGCCGCUAUUUCUUGACAAUUGUGGAUGACCACACUCGGGCAGUGUGGGUUUACCCUUUGAACAGCAAGGGGGAGGUGGCAGCGGCUGUCCUUAAGGAGUGGAUGCCUAGAGCUCAGAGGGAAUGCGGACACAAGGUGAAGGUGAUCCGCAGUGACAAUGGUGGGGAGUUCAUUGGAGCUGAUUUUGAGGGGGAGUUGAAGAGGAAGGGGAUCCAGCAUCAACUGACAGUGCCCUACAAUCCGCAGCAGAAUGGCGUGGCUGAGAGGUUCAACAGGACCCUGCAGGAGGGGGCACGCACUCUCCUUGGGCGUGCAGGGCUACCUGAUCCGUUUUGGGUGUCUGCACUGAGGCAGGUCGCCCUUGUGAAGAACAGGGUGCUGGCUACAGUUGGAGAUAAGGAGUGGAUCCCAUAUAUCAAGUGGUAUGGGAGUGCUCCAGCUGUGAACAUGCUGAGGGCAUUUGGGUGCAUGGUAGUGUUUCAUGUGCCUAAGGAGAAAAGAGGGAAGUUGGAGGCUUCUGGAAGAUGGGGUGUGCACUUGGGGAUUGCAAAGGAUCACAAGGGAUGGCUGCUAUGGGACUUGACCACCCAGAAGCUGACAGUGUCAAGGGAUGUGAAGUUUCUUGAGUCCCUGUACUACAAGGAAUGGAAGCAGCAGCAACAGAAGCUUCCAUCUACACCGCUCAUUGUGGAGGCAGAUGAGGUGCAGCAGCCUUCAAGACAGGUGGAGGUUGCAGUGUCAGAGGAGGAGAUGUCUGGGGUGACUGAGGAAGGGGGAGCAGCUGAAGUGGAGCAGCAACAGCAACAUGAGUCUCCACCUCGAGUUCCACACCUGCCUGAGCGACCUAGGAGGGAUGUGCGCCCUCCAGUGAGGCUGACCUAUGGGGGAAGAGGCAGGCCGAAUGUGGUGCAGGCUGGGAGUGUGGUUGAGCAGAUUGAGGAAGAUGAGAUCGCUCACUGCUACUGGGCACCAAUCCCUGAGCCCAAGACUCGAGAGGAGGCCUUGAAUGGACCAAAUGGGGAGAAGUGGAAGGCGAGUGAGGAUGAGGAGUUCGGGUCCCUAAUUGAGAACGAGACAUGGGACCUGUGUGACUUGCCUCCUGGAAAGAAGGCAAUCACUUCCAAGAUGAUCUACAGGCACAAGUAUGGACCUGAAGGGGAGCUGACCCGCUACAAGUCUAGGCUUGUGGCACGGGGGUUUCAGCAGACAAAGGGGAAGGACUAUGAUGAGGUGUUUGCUCCUGUGGGGAAAGGAACAACACUGAGGGUGCUGUUGGCGAUAGCUGCACUCCUGGGAUGGAAGAUACGGCAGAUGGACAUUGUGACUGCCUUUCUGAAUGGGAUCAUUCUGGAGGAGGUGUACAUGAAACAGCCAGAGGGGCUGGAUGAUGGGAGCGGCAGGGUCUGCAGGCUGAAGAAGGCCAUUUAUGGCCUUAAGCAGGCGCCUCGUGCAUGGUAUCACAAGUUGGAGGAGGCGCUGUUGGCUGGGGGUUUCAAGAAGAGUGAGUGUGACCCCAGCCUGUUCCUGCUGCAGGAGAAGGAUGAAAUCCUCAUGCUCUUGGUGUAUGUGGAUGAUAUCCUUCUCUUUUCUGCAUCCACUGCUUUGCUGGACAGCGCAGAGCAGAUGCUGGAGAUGCAGUUCAAGUGCUCCAAGAUGGGUGAGGUGAAGUACUACUUGGGGAUGCACGUGGAGAGAGAUGUGGAGAAGGGUGUGCUGAGGUUGCACCAGAGGAAGUACUGUGAGGGGCUGGCUGAGAAGUAUGGGCUGCAAGAUGGGGGAAAGCCAGCAACACCACUACCUUCAGGGUUUACUGUGGAGCCAUGUGCUGAUGAGGAGGUAGUGGGUGAGAGUGAUAGGAAGCUGUUUCAUUCGAUGGUUGGGUCGCUGAAUUAUGCUGCAAAUCAUACACGGCCUGAUAUUGCAUUUGCUACAUCACGAUUGGCUAGUGUGGUCUCACGCCCUAGUCAUGAGCAGCUGGAAGCGGCCAAGAGGUUGGUCCGCUAUGUGAGUGCUACGGCAUCAGUGGGAUUGGAGUACAGUGGAGUGAGGCAGCGGUUGCAGAGAGGUGCUGCAGAUGUGAAGAGUGGAAAGAUGCUCUUGAGUUGCUAUACUGACGCUAGCUUCAACUCAGUGAAAGCGGAUGGCACCAGCAUUGGGGGUUAUGUGUGCUUGCUAGGAGGUGGUGCUGUGAGCUGGCGCAGCAAGAAGCAAAAUGAGGUGGGAUUGUCCUCAUGUGAGACUGAGUACAUGGCCUUACACCAUGGGGCCAAGGAAGUAGUGUGGCUAAGGCGUUUGUUGGAGGAGUUGGGAGUUGGUCAGGAGAAGCCGACAGUUGUGUUUUGUGACAAUGAGUCCGCUGUGAAGCUCGCCAAGAAUGCUUGUCUGCAUGGGCUGACAAAACACAUAAGGCCUAAGUGGCAUUGGGUGAGGAGAAUCCUUGAUAAGGAGGUGCGGCUGGAGAUAGUGAAGACCCAUCAGCAGGCAGCAGAUAUUUUCACCAAGCGUCUGGCGGAGGCGGAUCAUUGGAAGGGCAUGAAGCUUGCUGGGAUGAGUGUGCAUUGAGUAUGCAUGCUUGAGAUGUGGUAUGG
Closterium sp. NIES-67 is the source of this 4373-nucleotide messenger RNA. The record is from the annotation of a GenBank genome assembly. Lineage: Eukaryota; Viridiplantae; Streptophyta; Zygnematophyceae; Desmidiales; Closteriaceae.